CGCACGGUGAUUUCCGCCGAAGAAGCGCAGGGAGGCGUGAUGGCGAGGGCCUAGGCGCUUGUUCCCGCGCCGUUGCUAGGCAGCCGCGUUUGGGCACGGGAGGCGGGGGCGGGCUGAUACACGAGGUUAAGGGUGCCGGGGAGAGGCCGUGAUCGCGAACGGCCUGUGAGUGCGGAGGGUGCAGGUGCCGGGCAGAGGGCUAUGGAGCAGUACUGCAUCCUGGGCCGCAUAGGGGAGGGCGCGCACGGCAUCGUCUUCAAGGCCAAGCACGUGGAGACUGGAGAGAUCGUUGCCCUCAAGAAGGUGGCCCUGCGGCGGCUGGAGGAUGGCAUCCCCAACCAGGCCCUGCGGGAGAUCAAGGCCUUGCAGGAGAUCGAGGACAGUCAGUAUGUUGUGCAGCUAAAGGCUGUGUUCCCACACGGUGCGGGCUUCGUGCUGGCCUUCGAGUUCAUGCUGUCGGAUCUGGCUGAGGUGGUGCGCCAUGCCCAGAGGCCCCUGGCCCAGGCACAGGUCAAGAGCUACCUGCAAAUGCUGCUCAAGGGCGUCGCCUUCUGCCACGCCAACAACAUUGUGCAUCGGGACCUGAAACCGGCCAACCUGCUUAUCAGUGCCUCGGGCCAGCUCAAGAUAGCGGACUUUGGCCUGGCCCGGGUCUUUUCCCCAGAUGGCAGCCGUCUCUACACACACCAGGUGGCCACCAGGUGGUACCGAGCCCCUGAGCUCCUGUAUGGUGCCCGGCAGUAUGAUCAGGGUGUCGACCUGUGGGCCGUGGGCUGUAUCCUGGGGGAGCUGUUGAACGGGUCCCCCCUUUUCCCAGGGGAGAAUGACAUCGAACAGCUUUGCUGUGUGCUUCGAAUCUUGGGCACCCCUAGUCCUCAAGUCUGGCCGGAGGUCGCGGAGCUGCCUGACUACAACAAGAUCUCCUUCAAGGAGCAGGCACCCGUGCCCCUGGAGCAGGUGCUGCCUGACGCCUCUCCCCAGGCCUUGGACCUGCUGGGGCGGUUCCUCCUCUACCCUCCACGCCAGCGCAUCGCAGCCUCUCAGGAUAACCCAGGCCUCUUGUUCCUCUGCUCCAGCCUCAUUCGACCACCGUGGUCCUGCUCCCAGCCAGGCCAUCCAGCCCCAGCAGAGGGGACCCUCGGCCUGUGCUAUCAACCUCCCAUCUGUGUGCUGCUAACAGGUCGAUCAGAAGGAGGCAGUGAGUUCCGCUGUCAUGCCCACCAUGGUGCCAGUUCUCUAGUUGCUGCCUUCCUGGUCAGGGAUGGUCCUGGUGGAGCCAUCUGGGGGAGCACUGAGUGUAAGAUGUCCUCAUGUUGGAGACCCAAGUGGAAAGGAAAGUUUGGUUUGAUUUUGUUCUCAAAGACAUUAAACACUAGUUCACUUUUGAGAUUUAUUAUAAAAACCUUGAGUAGUUCUAUGUGAUGUAUGCCCUUCCGUUCUAAUUGAGGGAAGUGGCUGAGGUAGCAUCAUCUCCUGGUCCUUGCUUCUCUGUGGCCACUGGGGAAGUGGCCCUAUUCAUGGCUACUUUAGUCUUGGGGGCUUGCUAGGUGCUUCAUGUGACAGAGCUCCCUUUUGGAGGUGAGGUGGCAGAAUUCAGGGCCCAGGAAUGGCUCAAGUUGGGGACCCAGUAAGUGACCCUCCACAUCUUAAGCUGGUUUACCAACAUCGCCCUCAGGGUAAGGGUGAGGCAGGACCACAUGGGCCUCCUCUUUACUCAGAGAUAUGGGCAAAUAAGACAGACAUUCCUGGAACUCAUCUGUUAAUUCAGUAAAUCCCAA
Molecule: messenger RNA, 1778 nt
Organism: Hippopotamus amphibius kiboko
Lineage: Eukaryota; Metazoa; Chordata; Mammalia; Artiodactyla; Hippopotamidae
Gene: CDK20
Product: cyclin dependent kinase 20
Exons: 8
Coding region: 202-1422 (406 amino acids)
Biological process (GO): protein phosphorylation
Cellular component (GO): nucleus
Molecular function (GO): cyclin-dependent protein serine/threonine kinase activity; ATP binding
Source: RefSeq, a predicted model, not a curated record